GAGCUUGUGUCAAGAUAUGAGCAUUAUACGUUUGUAGAAUGAGCAACUUUGGACAGAUUCUGUCUGCCAUCGGGGAGUUUGGUGUUUUUCAGAAGCGCUUGCUGGCCGCGAUAUGUAUCCCCAACAUCUUUCCCGCCUUCCACAUGUUUUCCCAGGUGUUCACAGGCCUGAAUGUGCCACAUCACUGCAACACAAAAUGGAUCCUGAGUAUCGGACCGAACUUGACCCGUGAGGAACAACAGAACCUGACACUCCCAAAGGACCCAGAGGGAGCCUAUGAAAGCUGUUCCAUGUUCACUCAGGUGGACUGGGACCUGGAGUCCAUCAAAGCCCACGGGAUCAACAGCACCUCAGAAUGCACAGAUGGAUGGCAGUAUGACACAUCCUCCGGCAUAACCACGCUGGUCACUGAGUUCGACCUGGUGUGUGAAAACAGCGCUCUCAAUGAAAUCUCUCAGUCGAUCUUAAUGGCUGGUUUUCUAUUAGGAGCCCUGGUGUUUGGACCAAUGGCAGACAAGUAUGGCCGCCGGACCAUGCUCCUGCUCUCCCUCUUCCUCCAGCUGCUGUUUGGGGUUGGGGCAGCCUUUUCGCCCAACAUCUAUGUUUAUAUUGGCUUCAGAUUUGUGGUUGGCAUGACAAUAUCUGGAGUUUCUAUGAACACAUUUGUUCUAGGUACUGAGUGGUGCGGAACCUCGAAGCGCUCCUUCUGCGCUAUUGUCUCCCACUGCUUCUUUGCUGUGGGCCAAAUACUCCUGUCGGGAAUAGCUUAUGGAGUACGACAGUGGCGGACACUGCAGCUUGUGCUGUCCGCACCUGUCCUGGCUUUUGCUACCUUAUACUGGAUUCUCCCGGAGUCGGCAAGGUGGCUCCUGAGCCAGGGGAAGCAGGAGAAGGCCUGGGUUUUGAUCCAGAAGGCAGCGCGAGCCAACAAGAGCAACGUGCCAGAGAAAUUCAUGAAUGAGAUUGAGACCAAGAGGGCACAGACAACAGGUCGCAUGCUGGAUCUUUUCCAAAUGCCCUACUUGAGAAAGCGUUUUCUGGCUAUGUGCUAUGUUUGGUUUGUGACCAGCCUGGUGUUCUAUGGACUGAGCUUUAACGUGGGAAAUUUUGGCCUUGAUAUUUAUCUCACACAGUUCAUAUUUGGCGUUGUUGAACUCCUGGCUCGCCUGGUGUCUAUCCCCUUGAUCGAACGCUUUGGAAGGCGGAUAUGUCAGAGCUUUUUCUUGCUGUUUGGGGGAGUAGCUUGUCUUAGCAUUACAGCAAUUCCAGAAGACCUACCAGUGGUGGUGACUGUCAUAGCAGUUAUUGGGAAGUUUUCUCUUGCUUCCUCCUUUUCAAUCGUCUAUGUCUAUUCUGCAGAGCUUUAUCCAACAGCUGUCAGGCAAAAUGGUGUGGGCUUGAACUCUGCAUGUGCUCGUGUAGCAGGCAUCCUGGCCCCUUUGGUCCGACUCCUUGAUGUCUACCACAAAGCCAUUCCCAAUGUCAUAUAUGGAGUGUUCCCACUGGUUGGUGGAGCAAUAAGUUUUCUGUUGCCUGAGACGCUAAACACAGAUCUUGCAGAUCACACAGUUUCCCUUGAGGAAAAGAUCAAGUUGUCCCCAAACAAAAUGAUUGAAACUGAAACUGGAAAGAAUGCAGAAGAUAGUAUAAACCAAGAGAAUCAGGUGUAAUGUUUUGUAUUGUGUAAGUGUCAAUUUAAUGUUAUUUUUUAUGAAUUAAAUUAACUUUUGGUGUAUAAA
This is a messenger RNA of Conger conger (European conger), 1739 nucleotides long. RefSeq names its product solute carrier family 22 member 13-like. Gene Ontology annotation, molecular function: transmembrane transporter activity. Lineage: Eukaryota; Metazoa; Chordata; Actinopteri; Anguilliformes; Congridae. Gene Ontology annotation, biological process: transmembrane transport. The record is from RefSeq and is a predicted model, not a curated record. Gene Ontology annotation, cellular component: membrane. The coding region runs from base 39 to 1670 and encodes 543 amino acids. The transcript is spliced from 10 exons.